CUGGGGGAUAUCAAUGUUAAGUGACAGCAACCAGUAGGAGGAGAUACUACACAGAGUCAGGUGCGACUCCCUCCCUCUCAGUUUUUAGCAAAGAUGACGUUUCCUAAAAAGAAGUUACUGUGGUUCUUCCAUUUCAUCCUUAUCUCUCUAUAUAUUUCAGGUAUACAUUGUUUUGCUUCUGUAACACAAACCCCAAAUUCCUCCUAUUCUCUGGUGAACUCACAGACUGAGAUAACGUGUACCAUGAAAUCUUAUUCCAUCGACCAGUUGAAAGUUUACUGGUAUCGAGAGAGCAGUAUGAUGCCAAAUGCAGAGUUCGUUGUGGGAGCAUCAGUGACAGGAAGGAAUAUUUACAAUGACAAUUUCAAAAGCAAAGAUCGUUUCUUCAUUACAAGGGAUUCUUUUCAGCGUUCAUUCGUCCUGAAGAUAAAAAACGUGAAUCGCUCAGAUACUGGAGUUUAUUACUGCAUGGUAGAGGAGGCAUCAAAGAUGGUCAUUGGGAGUGGAACAAUGUUAUAUGUUGUUGACAAGUUGCCCACUAGACCACCAACUCUGAAACCAACAACAGCUAGCCCACCCUGCAAAUGCAAAGGGAAGGAACACAAUUCCAAAUCCUCUGAAAAAGGUUUUAAAUGCAGCCCAUUCAUUUGGGGCCCACUGGCAGGAGGUGCAGUUAUUCUUAUGAUAUUACUGGGAUUCGUUAUUUCACAUACACGUCGUGUCUACGUGAGAUCCCGUCAUUUCUUCACGAAGCACUUUACCAAAUAAGAAGCAUUUUAUGUUAUUCUGCCUCUUGAACAACUGUCAGACUUUUGGACCUGGUAUCGUAAAUAAUCCCCGAAAAGAUUAAGGCUUCUGGGAAAUCUGAGCCUUAAACAGAUGGUUUCUUCAAAGUGGAUUUGGACAUACGUGUCAUUAAAUGUACAUAUAUGUAUAUAUGUAUAUAUAGAGUUUACAUUGGACUAUGGUCUAGGGUUUUACUGACCUCAGGACCUCUAAGUGAUACGGAAUUCCAAGAUUUAGCCAAUAUCACAUCAUACGUUACUUUUCAUUUACAACAAUAUGACUAGACGUCUAUGGGAAAAAGUAAAAUCCUGUUUAGUCACAAUGUGAAUUGAUAUUUUUAUGUAAAUAAAUGUAUAAACAGAAAG
Molecule: messenger RNA, 1151 nt
Organism: Pelobates fuscus (common spadefoot toad)
Lineage: Eukaryota; Metazoa; Chordata; Amphibia; Anura; Pelobatidae
Gene: CD8B
Product: CD8 subunit beta
Exons: 6
Coding region: 94-768 (224 amino acids)
Biological process (GO): regulation of immune response
Cellular component (GO): cell surface
Molecular function (GO): coreceptor activity; MHC class I protein binding
Source: RefSeq, a predicted model, not a curated record